Aaosphaeria arxii CBS 175.79 is the source of this 1821-nucleotide messenger RNA. RefSeq lists its product as uncharacterized. The transcript has 2 exons. NCBI's taxonomy places the organism in Eukaryota, Fungi, Ascomycota, Dothideomycetes, Pleosporales. The record is from RefSeq and is a predicted model, not a curated record. Bases 47 to 1504 code for a protein of 485 amino acids.
GCUGAUUGUUUUUCGAGACGUAGAUUUCGGCCUUGAUCGUGUCACCAUGAUCGUCAACUCGCUUGAUCCCAAGAGCGACAGUCCGAUAAAGUCCCCAUCCCCACGUAGGCCGAAGUUAGACAUUACUUCGCCGACUUUCGAAGAUGUGUAUCAGCUUUCACUUCGACGAGUGAUGAACAUAGUCAUAACCGAUCAAGAUGAUCCGCCCUAUCUACUGUUCCCUACGGCAGAACAUACUCAAGUCCAAUUCUUCACCGAGAGCGAUUGGAAAGAGUUUGGCAACAUGGAACUAGAGGCUUCGCGACUCAGGUUCACUCUCACCCGCUAUCCGGAAAGAGGCCCGCCGCUUGCAUGCGAGACUACGCUGAAGCUAUUACUUUCAGAGACUUCCAUUCUCAAGAAGUGGUUAGAGAUAGUUGGCGAUAUCCAGAACGAAUCCAAGCAGGCCAUGAUGGAGGCUCACAAUGCCAUGCUAAGCCAACAUUCCGACGAAAGAGAACCCAACACCAAAGAAUCUUUCGUAACGGUUCCCGUUGGGUAUGUCACCAACGAUAAGAGUGUGGAUCUUCAACUCCAACUGUGGGAGCGAGCUCUAGCAGAGAUUGCAGAAGCGCUCACUUCCUCGGAAGUGCAGAACAUCGACCAAUUUCUGCAAAUCUAUUCCUUCCUGAAAGACUCUAUCGGAGGUCUGAACGUCUCAUUUCAGCCUCGAAUCGCUCUUUUUCAGCGGUUGAUACAGGACGUUCACAACACAAUUCCGGACAAAAUCCUAAGUACCGAAACAUGGAAGCUGGUCGCUGCACAAUGCGCAGCCGAGUCAUCAUUCCUAGCGAUUGAGAAGCUGAAGAAGGUAUCAUACAUCCACUUCACAAAUCAUCAAGUGCUACCAUACGUCUACGUAUCACUGCGCAAGCUUCCUCGCGCGGAAUUCUCUGUACCAAAGCGUGUACUAGAAAUCGCGAUGGAGAUGGUUUCGAACAGCACCCCAGAACGCCUAUGCGACAUCGCACCAAUCACAAUUGCAUAUGUCGCUCCGCUGAAACAUGAGGGGAAAAUGUUCAAGGUUGUCAUUGACGGUAACAACCGGGUGACUGCUAUUCUAUUAUUGCAAUUUCUGGCCGCUUCGUCGUCGUUGGACAGCUUCGACGUCGGCGCGCUGCAGCAGUUCUGCGACGACCUGGGGCUGGGCAUGAAGUGGUUCCUCGACAUGAAAGAUGUCGCCGAGGAGCUUUUCAGCCGCAGCGAAUACUUGGAAUCAUUCAGGUCGCAUGUGCCAGUCCUUCGCUCGUUUGCACAGGUGUCGCGUGUUGCUGCCUUGGUUGUUCAAGAGCAGGAAUUCCAUACAAUCUGCAUGAGCCGAACGACAGGGUCCAGGCUAAUUUUGCUGCAGCCAAUGCAUCAAGCACUGUACAACGAUAAGACGCUUCCUUUCGGGUGGGCUGCGCAGCAUGGUCAGGCCCAUGGCCGGUCAAUGGGUUUCAAGCCGCUGCUGCCACGGCGAUGAAAUAGGCACCGGUGAAAUAAAUUAAUGUCCUGUUCGACAAUCAUUUCCAUUUCCGGCGAGUUGUGUUAGGCUGGAGCUUGCGUGUCUCUCUUGCAGCUUGCGAGAGUUCUAUUACUCCAAACAGCUUUUGGAAGGACAACCCUUUCAGCUGCAAGUCAGCUCCGACGUGGCUUGCUCCGGAACAUGUCCGAUAUGCAGCAACUUUAAUCGAGGUAAUUCGGAAGGAAGCAAGGCGGGGCAAUUUAUGUUGGUACCAGCAAAGUUUUGACAUUUAUCGUUUCGUUGUACUAGAUUACCUUCAGCUUCUUCUUCAUCCC